AUGUCGUUCUCGUUGCCAAAGAAUGUUCCCUCGUUCACAGCCGGCCAGCGCGAUCUCGAGAACCAAGCUUGGUCCACAAGAUUCGGACGUCAGCAGAAAGAUCUGCCGUUGUACAAAGACAAGCCAUAUUACUCCAACUCGGCGACGGUAAAACAGCGCCGGAUGGUACGCAAGAAGAGGUUCAUUGUGUUCAUUGUGGCACUGGUGUUCGGAGCAUAUUGGUUCGGGGUGUUCUCGCGGGACGGUGUGAAGCCGCCGGUGAUUGGAGGGAAACCUCCGCUGCAGAGUGCUGCCGAUUGGGAUGCGCGGCGGGAGAAGGUGAAGGCCGUGUUUGUGGAGAGUUGGAUAUCAUACGAGAGAGACGCCUGGGGUUCCGAUAUCUAUGCUCCCAUUAGCAGGAGCGGCCGGCAGAUGGGCAACCAGGGCCUUGGCUGGAUCAUCGUCGACUCCCUCGAUACGCUGAUGAUCAUGAACCUGACUACGGAGCUCUCGCAUGCCCGGAGCUGGGUGGAGCACACCCUUAAUUACGAUCAAAACACGGAUGUGAAUACAUUUGAGACCACAAUUCGUAUGCUCGGAGGGCUACUCUCGGCCCACUACCUGCAAGAGGUACUGCACCUCGUGCCGUCGGAUAAAAACACCGAUAUGUACCUGGAGAAGGCCGCCGGCCUGGCGGACCGACUUAUGGGAGCUUUCGAUUCGCCAUCGGGUAUACCAUAUGCGUCUGUGAACCUGCAUAGCAGUCAAGGGAUCCAGUCUCACACGGACGGAGGUGCAUCGUCGACCGCCGAGGCCACAACGCUGCAGCUCGAGAUGAAGUACCUGGCUAAGCUCACCGGCGAGGCAAUGUACUGGGAGAAGGCUGAGAAGGAAGGAUUGGUGCCCAUCUUCAUCAACGCCGUGACUGGAAAAUUCCAUGGAAGCGAGAUCCGCAUGGGCUCCAGAGGUGACAGCUACUACGAAUAUCUCAUCAAGCAAUACCUCCAAACCAAAAAAACCGAAGACAUCUUCAAAGACAUGUACAACGAGGCAAUGGCGGGCAUGAAAAAGCACCUCCUCGGAAAAUCACACCCGUCCCAUCUUACCUACAUCGCCGAGCUGCCCUCCGGCAUUGGCGGCGCAACCUCCCCCAAGAUGGACCACCUCGUGUGCUUCGUCCCCGGCAUGCUCGCCCUCGGCGCGACCAUGGGGCGGCCCGUCGAGCGCGCGCGCAAAGCCUCGGGCGGCAAAACCUGGGGCGCCCGCGAAGAAGAAGACCUCACGCUCGCGCGCGAGCUGAUGCACACGUGCUACCAGAUGUACGCCGUGACGGAGACGGGACUUGCGCCAGAGAUCGCAUGGUUCAAUGCGGAUCCGCCGGCCGCGGGCAUCGAGGAGGUCGUCGACUACAAGCAGGACAUCAUCAUCAAGCAGCGCGACGCGCACAACCUCCAGCGCCCAGAAACCGUCGAGAGCUUGUUCGUAAUGUGGAGACUCACCGGCGACGAAAUGUACCGCGAGUGGGGCUGGAAGAUCUUUGAGAGCUUUGUGGCACACACUAAGGUCCUGGGCGGAGGGUAUACCUCGCUCGACGACGUGAGAAAGGUCCCCGCACCAGCGAGAGAUAAUAUGGAGAGCUUCUGGCUGGCGGAAACAUUAAAAUACCUCUACCUCCUCUUCUCGCCCGAGGACCUCCUCCCGCUCGACGAGGUGGUAUUCAACACCGAAGCGCAUCCUCUGCCCAUGUUCGACAUGCCGUCACAUUUCAAGAAGGCGAACUGGCGGAAGGAGACGACGGGUGCUGCGGAUCCGGCAGCAGCAGCAGCAGCAGCAGCACCGGUGGUGCCUCCACCAGCCGCAAAGCCAGCCGCCUGA
Messenger RNA from Tricharina praecox, 1854 nucleotides. Its product is annotated as glycoside hydrolase. The coding region runs from base 1 to 1854 and encodes 617 amino acids. Gene Ontology annotation, cellular component: endoplasmic reticulum; membrane. NCBI's taxonomy places the organism in Eukaryota, Fungi, Ascomycota, Pezizomycetes, Pezizales, Pyronemataceae. The transcript has 5 exons. Gene Ontology annotation, biological process: carbohydrate metabolic process; N-glycan processing. The record is from RefSeq and is a predicted model, not a curated record. Gene Ontology annotation, molecular function: calcium ion binding; mannosyl-oligosaccharide 1,2-alpha-mannosidase activity.